AUGAUUGAAUUCAGAGCACCUAGAUAUUGGAAAGCGGCUGAAUAAUUUGAAAGAAGAUCUACCAAAUGGAAAGUACUUCGAAGAAAGAGACUAUAAAUUUAUAUAACAUGCUUGGAAUAUUAAAGAGAAAAAGAGGGAAGCUUUAUGAAUACAAUAAAGAUUGAUGAUAACUAAUACUAGGCAAAUUACAAAGAAAUAAUCCAUAGAUGUAUUUAAAAGAUCAUUGAAAUACAAUAAGAAUUUAGUGAGGAGAAAGUUUCGAAAGGACUUUAAAGAAGUCAAAAUGAGGGAAAAGGAUAUCUAUGAUUAAAAAAUGAAAGAUUCACCGACAAUUAGAAUAGAGGAGAGUGUUAGAAUGUGAUGAGAAGGUGUAGAGAUUCAAUAAGGAGAUCAUAUAUGACUUUUAUCACCUGAUCUCUUUUAUUGUAGUAAGAGAUUGGGAAAAAUGGAAAGCGGAGUUGCUGUUAUUUAAUCUUGAGGAACUAUGUAACCUUAGUGGAUAC
Paramecium octaurelia is the source of this 503-nucleotide messenger RNA. The record is from the annotation of a GenBank genome assembly. Lineage: Eukaryota; Ciliophora; Oligohymenophorea; Peniculida; Parameciidae.